Racocetra fulgida is the source of this 148-nucleotide messenger RNA. The record is from the annotation of a GenBank genome assembly. NCBI's taxonomy places the organism in Eukaryota, Fungi, Glomeromycota, Glomeromycetes, Diversisporales, Gigasporaceae.
AAACUUUCGUGUUCGAAGAAAAGAAUACAUUCAGAGUUUAGAAUUAACGAAAGAGCAACAGCAAGAAGAAAUAAAUUUGCUUCGACAAGCUUUGAUGCACUUGCAAGAAGAAAAUACAAGAUCGAAACAAGAAGUUGAAGAAUUGUGA